AUGGAAAAGUGGAAUGGAAAGACUGCCAUUGUGACUGGCGCUUCUGCUGGAAUCGGCGAUGCUAUUGUGCGCGAUUUGGUAAAGUAUGGAAUUAAUGUAGUUGCUUUAGCUCGUCGUAUGGACAGAUUAGAAUCUUUGCAAGAUCAAUUAAAGGAUGAACCAGGCAAGGUCAUUCCAAUAAAAUGCGAUGUGUCUGACAAAACUUCAAUUGAUAUUGCAUUUGAGGAGAUUGAAAAGCAAGUUGGAACAGUUCAAAUUCUUGUCAAUAAUGCUGGAAUUUGUUUGAUGAAUGAAAUGUUUGGAGACGAUGACGACAAGAUCGAUGGAAUCAUAUCCAGCACAAUCAACACAAAUUUCCUUGGACUUGUAAGAGUGGCUAGAAAAGGCUACAAACUUAUGAAAAAAUCAGAUGAUUAUGGAAUCAUCAUUAAUAUUGGAAGUAUUGCUGGUCAUAAUGCAUCCCUUGAUUUUCUCGUGAAUGUUUAUCCAGGCACUAAAUUUGCUGUCCGAGCUGUCACUGAAUCUAUGCGUCAAGAACUCAAUAAAUUAAAGGAUACAAAAGUCCGAGUUUGUGAAAUCAGUCCCGGUGGGGUCCUGACAGAAAUUGGAGGUGACACAAUUUUCACACCUGAAAAGAGAGCAAUUCUCGAAAGCGGGGAGUAUCCAAUGUUGAAAAGCUCAAACAUUGCACAGACAGUAUUAUUCAUGUUGAUGACACCUUAUGAUGUCAAUAUCACUGAGAUGAUUGUUAAGCCGGUCGGAGAAAAGAUUUAA
Messenger RNA from Chironomus riparius, 774 nucleotides. The record is from the annotation of a GenBank genome assembly. NCBI's taxonomy places the organism in Eukaryota, Metazoa, Arthropoda, Insecta, Diptera, Chironomidae.